AUGAAGACCAUCGUCAGUGAGCCCAAAGUCAGGAAGUUUCAAACCGUCCAGAGCAGUUUUAAUAAGAUAAAAACCAAAGCACCUCCUCUGCUCCAGCUGCUGUCAGUCGUCCUGCUCCUCCUGGCUCCGCUGUUGACCAGCUGCUCGCCUCUCGUCCUCCCGCUGGACUGCAGCGACAUCUAUAAUCAAGACAACGGCCGACCCAGCGGAGUGUACACCAUCUAUCCCAUCGGAGCCACGUCUGCUGUCCAGGUCUACUGUGACAUGAAUUCAGAGGGAGGACGGUGGACGGUGUUCCAGAGGAGGAUGGACGGCUCGCUGAACUUCUACAGGCCCUGGGAUCAGUACAGGACGGGUUUCGGUAACGCUGCUGGAGAGUACUGGCUCGGUCUUGAGAAUGUCUUCCACCUGACUCUGAGGAAAAAGUACGAGCUGCUGGUCGACAUGGAGGACUUCAGCGGAAACAAAGCCUUCGCUCGAUACUCCUUGUUCUCCAUCGACCCGGAGUCCUACGGAUACAAACUGCACGUGUCCGGAUUCACUGAUGGGGGGGCGGGAGACUCCCUGACUUAUUUCAACGGACAGAUGUUCACCACUUUCGACAAAGACCAGGACUCUAGUAACGACAACUGUGCCAGAAAAUACCUGGGGGCCUUCUGGUACAACAACUGUCACACCGCGAACCCCAACGGUGUCUAUCGCUGGGGGGCUUACAGCGUUGUAAACUACGUUGGAGUGGAGUGGCAGGCCUGGAAGGGGGGCGACUACUCCCUGAAGGCCUUCAGCAUGAAGAUCCGUCCUGUGCAGUAA
Molecule: messenger RNA, 810 nt
Organism: Xiphias gladius (swordfish)
Lineage: Eukaryota; Metazoa; Chordata; Actinopteri; Istiophoriformes; Xiphiidae
Product: microfibril-associated glycoprotein 4-like
Exons: 6
Coding region: 1-810 (269 amino acids)
Biological process (GO): elastic fiber assembly
Source: RefSeq, a predicted model, not a curated record